CUCGCCACUAGCUUGGUCUCAUUUAAAAUGGCUGCCUAGUGCUCAGAAGAAACGAGGUUAUUACAUGUCAACAUGUCACUUCUCAGAGUGUGUGCCUUUGCUAAAUGUCUGAAUCGUCGCAGUUUUUUUGGAAAGUGUGCUGUUCGCGUGUCUCUUGCGGACCGCUGUCAGCUGUGUGCGUCGAUAAGAGGCGGCGCAGUCAGACGUAUAUCAGAGACCCCAUUGCUGUGUCAAAGAAGAAAUGUUUCAUUUGUAAUCCCAAAGAGAGAAGAGGCAAAGAAACGUGUACUGGAACAGUCUCAGUUGUUAGACGUGCUUGAGGCCAGGAUCCAGCAACUCCAAUCCGACAUCUUUUUAGAUGUCCAGCAUGCAAAGGUGCAAUUUGUUAAAACCCCCUCUUCUGGAAGAGGGGUUUUACCUGGUAAGAGUCCCAAAAGCACACCUAAGGAGAAAAGUAGCAUUUCAAAAUCAGGACAGACUGUUGCUAAAGGAGCUUCUGAAUCUCAGCCCAGCCGCUGGAUGGAAAAAUUAACUCAGGAGAAGAACAACAAACUCACAAAACAGCAGCACCUCCAUCAGAAAAUACAGAAGAAUGUGAAGGAGAAACCUACAGCCAAAUCUAAAGAUAGCAAAAGCUGCUCAGUUCUCCCCGGUACAUCACAUAAAACUAUAUCUACCACAAAAAAACCCACUGUGCCCUUGAUAAAGAACCGAAAAGGUCGCAUGAAAUUGUCCGAUGAGAUUCGUGCUGCUGUUUCUUCACCAGUUGCCUCCACUGCUGCUGCAGCAGCAGGAACAGCAGAUAUGGCGCAUAAAGUAUCCAAAGGGAAACAGAAGGGCUCUAAAAAUCAGGUUCCCGGUAAAGAGGGCCAGAAGCAGACUGUUGCAGAUCCCCAGGGCAGGGCUAAAGAGCUGGCUGAGGUGGAGGAGCUGGAGAGGAGGCUCUGUCAACAAGUAAGCCAGUGGACAUCUUCAAGUAACCCAGAGCGCCUACAGGAGUACAGUGAGGGAGCUGCAUGUGGGGACAUCCAGCUGAGCAUCCGCUCUUACCUGGAGGCGUGUGUGUUUGCUGGGGACAUUGAGAGGGCGCACCGUUUCCUGCUCAGCCAGCACAGAGUUAUGAGUCGACGUAAACAUCUGAACACAGGCGUCUACAACAUAAUAAUGAGGGUGUGGGCCAAGAAGGGAACAUUAAAUCAAAUUGGCCGCAUGUUUAUUCUGUUAGAAGAGGCUGGUCUGAAGCCAAAUCUGGGAUCCUACUGUACUGCCCUAGAGUGUAUGGGCCGCAAUCCCAACUGCUCCCCAAAGGUCAUCACAAGGUGCCUAAGCCAGAUGGAGGAGGAUGGCCUGUCUGUGGACGACCUGUUCAGCCAGUGUGUGUUCCGGCAAGAUGAGAGGGACAUGGUGCUAAAGGCCGUGCACAUUGUCCAGCCCGACUACCAGCCCAUCCUCAACACAAACACAAACCAGUGCUCCUCAUCGCUGGUUAAGGACUUCUACACACAGAGGUCAGACCACCAGUACCCCAAACUGGACUUCACUCAGGAGAAGCUUCAGGAGCGUUUCAAACAUCAGCUCAGCAUUGAACAGGCCUGCACUAUCACCAUCGACUCUGUGGAGGCUGCCAAGCCCGUCACUGAAAACAUGGCCAAAAUGAGGGAGCUGCUGGCGGAUCAGCGGGCACAGUGGCAGAAGAUCCUCCUCCAGGCCCUGAGGGAAAGUAAGAUGAUCCUGGCUAACACCAACACCAAGGACUACAGGCUUAACCUUUAUCCCUACCUCUGUGUGCUGGAGGAUAGGGAGUAUGUUGACAUCAUGAUACAGAGUGUUGCCAGCCUGCCUCCCAGUGGAGAGUCACUGAAGAUUUUAGCCAGUGAUCUGGGCAACAGGGUCUACACAAAGUACUCUGUGCGGCAGAAGCACCAGAAUCAGAUGGUGGAAAAGUUGGGCAACAUUUACAACGGUUACACAGACCUGCUGGCCAAAGAUACAAAGGAGUAUGACAUCCUUCCCAGGGAGCAGUGGUGUAAGCUGGAGACGGACCAGAGUUCGGGGCCCACGCUGCAGGGAGGAGAGACCCACUGGCCAUACAUAGUAACCCUGGAGCUGGGCACCUACAUGGUGGAUAUGAUGGUCAAGAACCUCAAAAUUAACAGCGACAUCCUGAACCCGGCUUUCGACCGGAAGCUCAUCCCCAUCCUCUAUCACAUGUACACCUUUCGUAGCACACGACAGGUCGGCUUCAUCAAACCCCACCCCAUCCUGACUCAGAUGCAGCAGGAGGCCAUGGAGACCAAGUUGACCUUUGACUCCUAUGUGAUGCCAAUGCUGUGCCCUCCUGUGCCCUGGACGUCUGUCAAGUUUGGAGCCUACCUGUUGACACCGACCAAGCUGAUGCGCACAGUGGAAGGGGCCACACAACACGAGGUGUUGUUGGAGAAAUGCCAGGACCUCCAUGCUGUCCUGGACUCUCUCAACCAGCUGGGCAACUGUGCCUGGAGAAUCAACAAACCCUUGUUGGAUAUUAUUAUCUCUAUCUUCAAUGAUCGGGGUAGUGAUAAGCUAGACAUCCCUCCUCCUCUGUCAGAGGCCCCCAAAAUACCCCACUUCAACGCCCAAGAUCCCACUUAUACCGCUUCUGAGAAAGCCCACAUGAAGAGGGAGGUGAUUAAUGCCAAAAAGAAAUGCAGUGAGAUGCACAGCCUGCGUAUGGACGCUCUGUAUAAACUCUCCAUCGCCAACCACAUGCGGGAUGAGAUCUUCUGGUUCCCUCACAACAUGGACUUCCGGGGACGUACCUACCCCUGUCCUCCGUACUUUAAUCACCUAGGAAGUGAUGUCACACGGGCUGUGCUUGUGUUUGCCGAGGGGAAGCCCCUCGGUCUGAAGGGACUGGACUGGCUAAAGAUCCACUUAGUCAAUCUGACAGGACUGAAGAAGAGGAGCUCACUAGACGGACGGCUGGAGUACGCCAACACUAUCAUGGAGGACGUACUGGACUCUGCGGACAACCCUCUCAAUGGUAAGAAGUGGUGGAUGAAUGCAGAUGAGCCUUGGCAGGCUCUGUCCUGCUGCAUGGAGCUAGCCAACGCUGUGAGAUCUCCCGAUCCAACGCAGUUCAUCUCUCACUUUCCUGUUCACCAGGACGGCUCCUGUAAUGGUCUCCAGCACUACGCUGCUCUAGGCAGAGAUGUGAUUGGUGCCACAUCAGUCAACCUCAUGCCCUGUGACGUUCCCCAGGAUGUGUACAGCGGAGUAGCACAGCAGGUGGAGGAGUUCCGAGUGCGGGAUGCAAAGAGCGGUUUGAAGAUUGCCCAGGUCCUGGAGGGCUUCAUCAGUAGGAAGGUGGUCAAACAGACCGUAAUGACGGUGGUGUACGGGGUCACGCGCUACGGGGGACGCCUCCAGAUAGAGAAAAGACUAAAGGAGAUUGAGGAGUUCCCCAAGGAACAUGUAUGGGAUGCAUCUCAUUACCUGGUGCGUAUGGUGUUCAGUGGCUUAAAGGAGAUGUUCACAGGGACCCGAGAGAUCCAGGAUUGGCUGACCGAGAGCGCCAGGCUCAUCUCCAAGUCUGGCCAUACUGUGGAGUGGGUGACACCCCUGGGUUUACCCAUCAUUCAGCCCUACCACCGCACACGCAACCAAGUGCUGAAGAGUACCAUGCAACAUAUCAACCUCCAGAUCAGCCAUGACACCAACGAGAGGCCAGACACAGUUAAACAGAAGAACGCCUUCCCGCCAAACUUCAUCCACUCUCUGGACUCCACACACAUGAUGCUGACUGCUCUCCACUGCUAUAGUGCCGGCCUGACGUUCGUCUCAGUUCACGACUGUUUCUGGACCCACGCCCUCACUGUGGACACCAUGAACAAGGUCUGUCGGGAACAGUUUGUCGCCCUGCACAGCCAGCCAAUCCUUCAAGAGCUGUCCAACUUCCUGCUGCUGAAAUACUGCACCGGGCUCCCGACUGAUGCCAAGAACAAGAAGUACCAGGAGUACAGGAGGCUGUUGCUGCUGCUGGCCAAAGUGCCCCAGACAGGUGAUUUUGAUCUCCAGCGGGUGAAAGAAUCCACUUAUUUCUUCAGCUGAGAGACUCAUGAGGGCGAUCCAGUGGAGGAAGAUGAGUGGAAUUGACAGAGUGCAGCAGGGAGGCUGCAGGCCCUUGGGUCCCGACUGGCUUUGUCUCCCUCAGACAUCAGGACAUUGAGCCAGCCGCGCCCUGCCUGCCUCCUGGUGUUCAGGCUGGCUAGAGCUGCUGGAGGCAUUAACACACAGUGAACCUGCCUGAUUAACUGACUAGUAGGCUGAUGAAACGGAGGGUGGGAUACUCAUCCAGGCGAAAUGAUGAGAGAAUCAGCACCAGAUGGGAAUGUUAAGACUUCAUUCAAUGAAAAGUACCGUGUGUGUGUGUGUGUGUGUGUGUGUGUGUGUGUGUGUGUGUGUGUGUGUGUGUGUGUGUGUGUGUGUGUGUGUGUGUGUGUGUGUGUGUGUGUGUGUCAGUCAGUCAGUCAGUCAUACUGACUUCAUCACUCAGGAACACUUCCACUGCUUCACCUACAAACUGUAAUUGCUAGUGAUUGGUGAGCGUGUGUGUGUGUGCAUUUUCAUGCUGUGAAGACCGCCACAGGGCGCUGACUUGCCUCUGUGACUAUCCCACCUAAUCAUCGAUCCCAUCACUUACUGGAUGACAGGAUUCUCUCUGGUACGAUAUUUAAACAUUUUCUGAAGAAGAGACGUUUGAGAGGAAAUGAAAGAUGUACAGAAAUGGGGGAUACAAGAAAGAGAAAUGUGAAGGCAUGAGCCAAGGAGAUCUUAGAUAGCAAUAUGUCCCAUUGUACUCUUGAAUCUUACCUCGGAGUGACUAAGCACUUGACAAUUGCACUGAAAUAAAUGUUUCUUAAAAUGUC
This is a messenger RNA of Sander lucioperca (pikeperch), 4907 nucleotides long. RefSeq names its product polymerase (RNA) mitochondrial (DNA directed) (gene polrmt). The coding region runs from base 73 to 4089 and encodes 1338 amino acids. NCBI's taxonomy places the organism in Eukaryota, Metazoa, Chordata, Actinopteri, Perciformes, Percidae. The transcript has 21 exons. Gene Ontology annotation, molecular function: mitochondrial promoter sequence-specific DNA binding; DNA-directed RNA polymerase activity; protein binding. Gene Ontology annotation, cellular component: mitochondrial DNA-directed RNA polymerase complex. Gene Ontology annotation, biological process: mitochondrial transcription. The record is from RefSeq and is a predicted model, not a curated record.